GCUUCUGAAACCAUAAUGGCUUCUUAAUUGAUUGUUUUCCUGAAGUUUGUUGGCAAAAAAAAUCUAAACACACAUUUAAAUCUAGACUGAUGAGUCGCCCUUCUUCUGUCGCCAUGUUCCAUGGACAAAAUCUGAACAUAUGGAAGCAUUCAUCGGCUGCUGAUCUUAACUGGGGACGGAGCUGUAUUAAAAGGAGGCUGAUUGACGGGCUGUUUGGCCUCCAGCGGAGAGGGAUUGUUGUCUGGCUGUGGGACGAGGUUAGAGGUCACAGUCCAGAGAGCCCGAGACAGAAACCAGAUCACAACAGAAGGCCAAUUAUCAUGCAUUGUUGCUGGGCUCCUGCUGGGACUCUGCCUUCACUCUCACCAGCAGGUCACAGUGAAAGAUCUGGACCUCCAGCGUGUAAAACCUGAGUCUCUGGAAUAAGGUGGGCAAGUGCUGAAGUCGCGCAACGAAGACAAGACAGGAUGAGCGAGAGAGGCCCCGGCAGAGGAGGAAAAUAGAGAGGGAAGAAGAAAAAAAACGUGGCAGAGCAAGAGAGGAACGCCAAAGAGAAUCUCUGGGAUAAAUAAAUAAAAAGAUUUGUUUGGAGAAAAGGCAAGCUAGAUGAAAAGAUGAAGCCGAUAAAAAAGCAGGGCCGGCGCUCUCCUCCCUCCACCCGGGCCAAAGGGGGGAAGCGCCGUGGAGCGGGGGAUGCCCCAGAAGGAGGGGAGAAGAGAGACUCAGAUGAGAACAGAGACAGAAGCAGAUCCCCACAAAACCGUACACCCUCCUCAUCUUAUUCAUCUAAUUCACACUCAGAAUCCUCGCAGGUAGAUCCAAUCAGAGCACGAGACACUUCAGAAGGGGAAGGGCUUCACAGAGAAGGGCUCUCAGAGGCGACAGUGUCACUUGUGAUGGAUUCUGGGAAAGUGUUGACAUCCUCGGAUGAUAGAUCAGGGAGGUCAGCUGUGAGCAGCCACAGUGACAGCGGUGGGAGCAGUUGUAGUAACAGCAGUACGCCAAGCGCCAACAACAGCCCGAACCCCGCCUCCAGCCGAAAAACAGCCACCUUCAAGGCCCGCGUUCCUAAGAAGAAAUACACCUCCGAACACUGCUCGUCAUCUAUCACUGGUAACCAUAGCAACCCUUCCACCAGCACGCCUCCUCCUCUUCCUCUCAGUGGUGGGGUCAUCAACCACGGGUCAACGGGUUCAGGAAGUGACAUCUGUGUCUCGCACCGUGAUGGCAACAGUCAGAGUCGGAGCCUGAUGGACGACUUCCAAAACAGGACGACUGGCAGGGAGGGGCCUAGGGAUAGCUCCCCAGGACCCCCUAUCCUGACUCUGGGAGGGGACAGGGAAAGGCCUGGAAGAGGUGAAGGGCUGAGAGAUGCCGAGCGAGUGUCGCCCAGCCCCCUGCCCCGCUGCUCCUCAACAGACACCGCCAGUGAGCACUCAGCUGACCUGGAGGUAGUCAGCGACACACAUCCCCUCACACAGAUGUCUACACAUGGACCACCCAGUCUCUCUGAUGCGCUGUCUGACGCUCUUGCCAAAGGGCUGAAGAAUCAGCGAGUUCUUGCCCGCCAGCUCAGGAGAAGAAUUGAUGAGGAGGGAGGCAGCGAAAGGAGGGAUGAAGGUGGGAGUUCAGACUUGGUGUUCCGGGCUGGAGUGGUCCGUAAAGUCAGCGGUGAGUUUGGAAGCCUGGAGGUCCAACUGAAUGGGGAGAAGACACUGUGGCGUUAUCCGUAUCGACAUGACAGUCCCCCAGGGGUGGUGGACAUUAUCCUGGAUGCCCCGCCGCCUGGGGUCCAUCAAAUACCUAUUGGAACCCGAGUCUGUGUACCAUUUGGUAAUGAGGAGGGCAGCGAGGGCCAAUGGCAGUGGUACAGAGAAGGUGUGGUGAACCAGGUGGACACACACCCUGCGGUGGCCAACCGCUACCGAGUCCUGCUGUCUGAGGAAAGAUCUCACUCUAUGGAUGAGGAAGAGAAUGGUAGAGGGGCAGCUGGCCCCACCCAGGCAGUGUGGGUCUCCCGACAAACACUCCGGCUUCUGGUGCCGCCAUGGGACCUGGAUCUGCCGUCUGGAGGAGGGCGAGAUGGAGAUGAGGGGCUCAGAGAUAAGGAAAGGGAACGGGAGGACAGGGAAGAGAUUGAUGUGGAGCAGGAGGUUUGUCGCUUGAGCCGGGGGAUGGUACCUGGUGUGGGGUCAGUGAUGGGGAGAGGAAUCCCCUAUCCAGGCAUGGUCCCUGUUUCCUCAACAUCAGGCCACAUUACUUCCCCGGUAACUCCUGCAUCAGUCCUCAGCAUUGCUCCAGGCCGAGAGUGGGAAAUUGAGAAAGACUUGGAGAGAGAGAGGGACCUCCAGAGAAAACAGGAUAGAGAGAGGGAAAGAGAGCGAGAAAGGGAGAACAGUGCAAAGCAGCAUCAACCACAGCAGCACCACCCAUACAUGCCACUCACCCCCGAAGAAGACAUGGAGGUGUCCCACUUUAACAUGGUCCCAGUGGGGGCAAUCAUACCUGGGGCCAAAACAAUGGCAGUUCCCCAACACCGCCACAUUGUCUCUAAGCCCCCACCUGGCUACCUCAAUCCCCACCUGUCUGUGGUGCGGGGCAUCGGGAUCCCCCCUGCACACAUGGCCUUGAACCCCCACCCCCCUCCUUCACCUGUCCUGUUAGGCCUUGACCCAGCAACAGCAGCAGCUGCAGCAGCUGGUGCUGUCAUUACCACAUCCCAGCUCCCUCCACUCCCUCCCAUCUCCUCUUCCACCACAUCCUCCUCCAGAUUAGAGAAGGCCUCAGGAGGAGGUUCUUCCAGUGGAGCAGGUGGUGGUGGCUCCGGAUCAGGUUCGACUUCCUCCUCCUCCUCACGUUCCCGCACCCCACUGACUGCUGCCCAGCAAAAGUACAAGAAGGGAGAUGUGGUCUGUACGCCAACAGGCAUACGUAAGAAGUUCAAUGGGAAGCAGUGGAGGAGGCUGUGCUCCAGAGAGGGCUGCUCUAAAGAGUCACAGCGCCGAGGAUACUGCUCCAGACACCUCUCAAUGAGGACCAAGGAGAUGGAAGCCAGUGGAGGCGGACGGGAACGGGGUGGAGCCAGCAGCACAGGGACCCUCACGCCAUCGGAUCUGCGACUGAGUGGUGGGAGAGCCAGCUCAGACUAUGACUGGGACGAGACAUCACGGGAAAGCAGCGAGGCCAGCAGCCGUGGAGGAGACUCCCGUCCCCGCUUGGUCCUUCCCUCUCUGCUCCCCCAGGACCUCUCUCGUUUCGACUUUGAUGAGUGUGAGGCAGCGACCAUGCUGGUCUCCCUGGGGGGCUCCCGCUCAGGCACACCCUCAUUCUCCCCAAUUUCCAAUCAGUCGCCAUUCUCCCCUACCCCAUCACCCUCACCCUCCCCGCUCUUUGGCUUUCGGCCUGCCAAUUUCAGCCCCAUCACUGCUCCCGCCUCACUUACUCCACGCCGCCAUCGCCAGCUUAGUGGCACUAAGAUGGGCACGCCAGGUGUUGAGCGAGAGCGCCACCUGUCGGGUAUUGUGCCCACUUUUCAGACCAACCUCACUUUCACAGUCCCCAUGAGCCCCAGCAAGAGGAAGCUUGACAGCCACCCGCCUCCUCCGCUGCCUGCAGUCCAAGAUUGCCAGUCCAAACCUGAGCAGCAGCAGCUGGUGGGCUUAGGGGGAGGGAUGGUGGGAGACACACUCCUGGGCCACAACCCAGCUGCAUUCAGAGUCCUCUCCCCUCAAAGUCAGCCCACAACACCCUCCUCACUUUCCUUCCCCCGGCCUCGUAGCGCCACCAGCAGACCACCAUCCUCUGCUGCCUCCACGCCUCCACCCAUGCUGGUCUCUCCCACUCCUCCCUCCCCGUUGCCCCAGGAACCCUCCCCGCGCCGAAUCGUGCCCCUCCGCGAUUCUCCGGUCAUUGUCCGUAACCCAGAUGUCCCCCUGGCCAAGUUCUCUGAUGGUCCAUUAGGAAGGAGAGAGAGGAGCCGGUCCAGAGAGCACAGCCAGCCCCAACAUACAGCUCCAGGCCUGCAGGUCCCUGUCCCCAUCAACGGGGCUACCACCAAUGGUGCAGUUCUCCUGCGCAACCCCACAUCCACACUUGUUCUGGUCACCUCCAGCUCGUCCCUGGCUCCAGCCACAGCGGGCCACACUGCCCUGUCCAGCCCCUCCACCCCAGGAUCGAUGCCCACUUCAUCGGGCUCGAUCCUCUCCUCCUCUGGCUCCGGAGGCAGGGAGAGGGAGAGGAAACCCGAGGGACACCAGGAUGCCUCUGGAGGGGCGCUGCAACAGCCAGUAGCCUGUCACCCGACGCCAACUGCCCUGCUGCCGCUCAUACUGCCAGCUGAGUCGCCUCACCCUGCUCCACGCAAGCAAAUCAUCAUGGGACGGCCAGGGACUGUUUGGACCAACGUGGAGCCGCGGUCGGUGCCAGUGUUCCCUUGGCAUUCGCUCGUCCCUUUCCUGGAGCCCAGCCAAUCAGGAGCGGCUGCCCAGCCUGCUGAUGGCCAACAGCUUGUCAAUCAGAGCAAAGAGCCUCGUUGUGGUGUGGCCCUAGUGAGCGACGGGCGAACCGGUCCUCCGGACCUCGAGAGGGGAUCGCCGUCACGCCCUCCCCCGACCAAUGACAAUCCUCCUACAGACAGGGGCGGGGCUGACAGCGAGACAGAGAGCGACACAGAUGACCCUUUCUCUCCGGGUGUGGCCAGCGAUCCAGCGCCCUCCUCUGGCCCCAUGAAGAGACGCACACAGUCCCUCAGCGCCCUGCCUAAGGACGGAGACAGGAAGAGGGAGAAGGACCACAUCCGCCGUCCCAUGAAUGCAUUCAUGAUCUUCAGUAAACGCCACCGCGCCCUGGUGCACCAGCGACACCCCAACCAGGACAACCGGACAGUCAGCAAGAUCCUGGGGGAGUGGUGGUACGCUCUGGGGCCCAACGAGAAGCAGCAGUACCACGAUCUGGCCUUCCAGGUAAAAGAGGCCCACUUCAGAGCCCACCCAGACUGGAAGUGGUGCAACAAGGACCGCAGGAAGUCACUGUCUGAGGGCCGUGGGACGCCAAAGGAGUCACGGGAAAGGAGCAUGUCGGAGAGCAUAGAUCCCCAUCCAGAGUCCCAGGUGCUCGAGGGGAAGGGAGGAGGCUCGGGCUGGCCAGGGGGAUCGGAGCGUCAAGGGGGGCUGUUUGCAGGGCAGCACCCUCGUCCCCGAGCCUUUUCCCAGAGUGCCGUGCACACCCUGGAGCAGAGAGAGAGGGAGAGAGACCUGGAGAAGGAGGACGGGGCGAGUUUGUUUCGCCACCGGACGCUGCCUCAGUCUUUGUACCAGGGCGGGGUCAGCGAGGAUGUGACGAGUGACGAAGAGCGCAUGGUCAUCUGUGAGGAAGAGGGGGACGAUGAUGUCAUGGAGGACUCCUGUCCUGAGGGCUCCAUUGACCUCAAGUGUAAAGAGAGAGUGACGGACAGCGACGAAGACGAACCGGAUGGACAGCAUGGCUUCCAGCCAGUGGCUCGCUCUUCUCUCCCCUCUUCCUCUCCCUCCAUCCCUCACUCUGAUUCCACCUCAGCUAAAGGGAAUGCAGGAGGAGGUGGAGGAGGAGGAGGAGGAGGUGGUGGUGAAGAGGGCUCUGAGAGGAAGAGAAAAAGAGCUCCAGAUGGAGGAGAGGAGGGGAGCGAUGGAGGAUCCAAAGGAGAAGAAACAGCAGCAGGUGUAGGAGAAGGAGGUGGAGGAGGCGGGCAGGGUGUCUCCUCUCUGUCCAUCGCUGGCUUGACAUCCAACGCCCAGACUCCCAUCGCUUUGGCCCAGCAGGGUUCAACCCAGGUCCUCAGUGGUGUCCGCAUGGCUCCCACCAUGGUGACCAAUGUUGUACGACCCAUCGCCAGCACCCCCAUCCCCAUCGCCAGCAAGCCAGUGGACGGAGCCGUCACCCUCAGUUCCCUGCCCCAGGACAAGAAAGCCGCUAUCCUGAUUGGAGGAGGUGGACCUCAGCAGCUGCCAAUCACUGCAGGGGGUGGGUACCUGUCCUCAUCCUCCUCUCCCAGUCCAGUCAGUGUCAGCCCUUUGGGGAGCAGCGGCCUGGUCACUAACCUGGUGCUGGGAGGGUCCUUCCCCGCUGCCCAACCAGUGCAGCUCCUCACCCCGCAGCCGCACGCACAAACCCCCCUACCUGUCCUCCAGCCCCAGCUCCACCCCACUGCCGCCACCUCCUCCCUCACCCCUCCCGCCGGCGCCAAGCCGCUAGCUCAGGUCCAGUACAUCCUGCCUACCGAGAGCCCCUCCUCCCCUCAACUCACCCACCAGCAAAUUCUCUCCCUGCCCACCAAUGCCGCCGUGGCCAAUGGCGUGCACUCGGGGGCGGGAAUCAGAGUUGCAUCAGUCAGCCCCGGGACCAGAGUCCAAACCCAGUCGCCUGUCUUGCAGAGCAAGAUGUUGGUUCCCAUGGCAACAGUGAGAACAGGGUCUACUCCUCCUCAUCCUUCCAUUUCCCUGGUCGCUCCGCCUCUUCCUGUGCAGAACGGCCCCGCAACAGCAAACAAGAUCAUCCAGAUCGCUCCCAUGCCUGUGGUUCAGACCAGCGUUCACCCUAACGGCGCAGCAGCAGUGCAUCCUGGGAGCCCCUUUCCUGUUUCCAUGGCAACGGUGAUGACUCCCGGUGCCGCACCCCCACAGACCGUUCUUCUGACCUCUCCACCCACCAGGAUCACUUAUGUCCAGUCUGGCCCGGGAGUCACCACAGUCCAACAGGCCACAGCCGCACCAGGCCCGGCUUAUCUCCCACCAUCUCUGGCAACACUGGGCUUCACCGCCAUCGCCCCGGCCGGACAAACCCUUGUUCAGCCGAUGGCCGGUCAGCCGCCACUGUUAGCUCAAGCCCCACCCCUGAGCUGUCAAUCGCAGACCCCUCCAGGUCAGGCGUCAGGAGCCGCUGGUCGUCAGGUACUAACUGCCAUCUACCCCGCACCGACCGUUGCACUGGCUACUGGCGUGGUCUCUAUGACAACCAUGCCACCCGCAGUGGCCGCCCCAGCCCAGGACAUUAUGAACCCUUCCUCUCCGUUGGCGACAGGGGUGCAGGGUUCAGCGGUGGCACCCUCUCAUCCUAAUGUUGCAGUCGAGCUGGAGCCUAAGGUGGAGGUGAAGAGGGAGAGCCAGCUGGACUGUCAGGCUGAGGACGGAGGAUACGCGUGGUCAAGCUGUGCUGCCACCACAGCAGUAAAAAAAGAGGAGGACACUGGCCUGUACAUCAAAGAGGAAAAUCUGAGAGAUGGACACUGCCAAGAGACACGAAGCGAGAUGGACAGAGAGCGAGAGAGAGGGAUGAAGGAGAACAGUGAGAAGAAGGGAAGCAGAGAGACAGGCAGAGAUGACCACAGCAUGGGUGACAGCAGCAAAGAGGCUGGACCUCGUUCCCUUCCUCCACCACCCUCAGGUUUGGACCCUCCUCCACCUCCCCCUGCGGAAAGAGACCCCCCCACUUCCUCAAAGAAGACCAAGUUCCGACCCCCACCGCUCAAAAAGACACCUGACUCCUUCGAUAAGAAACACAGCGGUGUGAGUACGGAGAUGUAUUUCGAGGAGCGUUUCGCUGAGCUUCCAGAGUUUAACCCAGAGGACGUCCUGCCUUCGCCCACUCUGCAGAGUCUGGCCACCUCGCCAAGAGCCAUCCUGGGAAGCUACCGCAGGAAGAGACGCAACUCCACCGAGCUAGAGGUGACAGCAGAAGACCCCAGCUCCCCGAGGAGAAAGACCCGUCGUCUCUCCAGCUGCAGUUCGGAGCCCAACACCCCCAAAAGCGCCGCCAAGUGUGAAGGAGACAUCUUCACCUUUGACAGAGCAGGUACAGAAGGAGAGGAUCUUCUAGGAGAUUUGGACCGGGUCCCUUACUCAUCUCUGCGUCGAACUCUGGACCAGCGCCGGGCCCUGGUAAUGCAGCUGUUUCAGGAUCAUGGCUUCUUCCCCUCAGCUCAGGCCACUGCAGCCUUCCAGGCGCGCUACUCAGACACCUUCCCCACCAAGGUGUGCCUGCAGCUGAAGAUCCGCGAGGUGCGUCAGAAGAUCAUGCAGACAGCCACGCCCGGAACCAUCGAGCCUGGAGGGUCAGCUGAAGCCAACCCCGCCCCGUCCCACAGCUCCUCUUUCAAUCAAUCAUCCCAGGAGGACGGAGGGGCGGAGCAACAAGGAGACAAAGGAAGGAGCCCGGAGGAGCCGAAAAGUGAAGGAUCCUAAGCUGGAGAGGAUGACAAAGUGUGAAUAUCAAGGAAGAAGGAAGAAGAGAGAGGAGUGUGUCAUCCCCGCAGAAUGUUCUUGUAUGUGUUGCAGCAGCGGGAUCCGUUUUUCUGGCACUAAUCUCCGCCAGACCUGGGCAGGAAUACAUUUGAAUAUGGUCACAAAUAUUCAGACUACUCAAGGUGCGCUUGAUUCGUCUAAUCAGACGUUUAAAAAAAAGCCUCAAAAGUGGUAAAAUCACAUGCAAGUCCUGAUGAGUCAAGUGCUUCUUGUAGUAUCGUUUUCCCUUUUUGUUCCCCAAUUAUCCAGAAUAUUUUCAGUUACCAAGUCGCCCAGGUCUGCUCUCAGCACAUUUGUACAGUAGUUUGUAGACGGACACACAAACUCUGUGGUACACUCUUCUCUCUGGCACACACACACACACACAUACACACACAAACCAUGGUGCAUACGUAAUCUCCAGCAUGCACAUGAUCCCACACACACGCACACACACCCUUACCAAAUCAGACUGUUACUCUUGGUUGGCAGUCCCCAGGAGCCGCCACCAAGGACCAUGACACACAAAGGCACUUUGUCACUUAUUGUGCAGAUGCAGUUUGCUGUUGCCAGCCAGCCAGCCAGCCAGCCAGCCCUCAGAUGCCAUUGACUUGACCUCCUUCUCGCCCUUCCACUCCUCAGCACAGUGGUCGGGACACAAACACAACCCCAACGACCUCCACCAAUAUUCCACAGCCCCUCGAUGCUGCAAGACAGACAGCACACACACACACAUAUAUAUACAGUACACAUACACACACACACGCAGUGCAUGGACACAUCUGUGCAGUGUGAGCACUCGUACACAAACACAGUCAACCCUGGUGUGACCAAGCCAUCGGCCUGCACAGUUUUUAGUGAUUGUAGUGAGAAGAGAAACUGAAAGCAUGAAAUCUAUUCGCUCCUGACAAACAAAAGAAGGCAGGAGCUGGGAUGUAGUGUGACCAAUCUUUGCACCUUCAGUUAUUGCCAUUAUGAAAGACUGAGUCCUCAAUGGCGGGAGCUGAUUAUAAAUGUCUGUAUGUCUGUUGGGGUGCCCUCCCCAAAACCUGUGUGAACAGGCACCAUAAAGAGAUUAUGUAAAGAGACUUUUGGUUGUGAGGCUUUGAAGAUUCAACGUAAAGUUCGACACUGACCGCAGAGAAAUGGCAGAAGAAGAAACUUGGAUGACGCUCAUUGGACGGAAGAAUCAUAUUCCAACUAUAGGAAGACAAAUAAAAAUAGUGAAUAAGGACACCAACAACAGAGAGAAAAAGUAGAAUUUUAACCAAACUUCUCUGAAUCUCCCAGUGGAUAUAAUGUUGCUUUCUCUCGUUAUCGUUGCCGUGGAAAUAACCAGUUUUACCGUGGCCUGUUUUUCUCUCGUGGCUCUAUUGUGUUUCUUCUCCAGCAUAAAAAAAAAUCACAACAAAAAAAAACAAAAAAACUUUGGACAAAGAAGGGGACAAAAUCAAUCUGUGGCCCCCCGACUUUUAAUUGUACCUGGGGCGGUUCUCGCCUCCCCCUUCCCUACUCUACGAUUUCUCACCAGACACAGAAGUGGGGGAGCAGGGGUGUUUGUCGUUUUGUAAAACGCAGAAAUCAGGUGUUUGCACAAUUUGUGCGGCCCUUCUCGUGUGGGACCGCCGCAAGUAAAAUCAGGAAAGUAUUGUUUUUAGAGAUUGUUUUAGUAGAAAAAAUAAUAACCUUGUUCUGUAUGUUAACAACCACAUUUCUCCUCCCCUUGUCCUUCCUCCUUUCAACCCGUUUCUCCUCAAUCCUCCGCUCCCAUCUUUACCUCACCCAUCUCCCUCAAACCCCCUCAAGUGUUGUUAGAAAGUGCCCUUAAGCACUGGUCCCGGGUCAAGCGCUAUGUAGCUCAGGAUGGCUCUGGUUAGGGUUAGUUCAGGGAAAGCCGAUCCUAGACCAGCCCUGGAGGGCAGUCUCUGGAGCCCUCCCCUCUUCCCUCUCUUCUCGACACUUUAUCCUUUCCCGUCAAAUGGUGCAAUAGGACUUUUUGUUUUUUUUGUUUUUGGAAAUGGGUGGGUUAUUUUGUUUCUGGGGGAAAGGCUCUGUGCCAUAGAUAUUAAAUCAGUGCAGUCAGUCAGUGAGAGGAAUGAGCUGUUGUGAUACUAUCUUUAACUAUGGUAUAAAACAAAACAAAAAAGAAUCACACAAUUAUUGUUAUUGUUGAAGAGAUAGAGGGUAUAACUUACUAAAAGUCAAAGACAACUUUUGAAUAGCACUUUUUGGCUCUUUGCUUCCUCGGUGAAGAGUGGGGGUAGUUAUUACUAUGGGUAUCUCUUUUUGUUUCUCUGUAUACAGUUGGAUGUGUGAAAAAAUAUAUAUACCGGUAUUUCCAUAUAUGUGCAUUUAGGUCUGUGUUCGGGUGUGUGUGUAUGUUUUGGCACAUGCAGGUAGUGUCUUAACACAACCAACCUCUUGUUCUUUAUCCACACAGCAACAUUAUCAAUAGUAUAUUUUUCAUUGUAUUCUACAUUCUACUCUAGAGACAGUAUUUUUAUAGUCACCAUGACUAUUUUGUCCACCAUUUUGACUGUUAUCAAACCCAGUUGAUUCAGGAUAUAUAUGAAAUAUAUAUUCAGGAUAUAUUAUAUAUAAAUAUAAAUAUAUAUAUAUAUAUAAACACACACAGGUAACAGAAGACUAUCAAUCCACAUCUCUUUGGGGUUAGGGCUGUCCAUCUGCAUGCAUGUGCAAUCACAUGCACGCGUGCACACACCCACACAGACAUAUGUGCAUACACACACACGUAUGCGUGUACACUGUAUGAUUGUGCUUAAAAAUAAACUGUCCUUACUUUGGAGAAGGAAUUUUAGGAUGAGCGAGGCGAGUGUUAUCUCAUAAGCAGGCAUGUUGACCAUGUGCAAUAUUUCUAAACAACAACAAAAAGACUAAAUAUUGAAAAUAUUAAAGAUCUAACACAA
Acanthopagrus latus (yellowfin seabream) is the source of this 11179-nucleotide messenger RNA. It is a transcript of the gene cica, whose product is annotated as capicua transcriptional repressor a. The transcript has 23 exons. Gene Ontology annotation, biological process: regulation of transcription by RNA polymerase II. Gene Ontology annotation, molecular function: DNA-binding transcription factor activity, RNA polymerase II-specific; RNA polymerase II transcription regulatory region sequence-specific DNA binding. The coding region runs from base 615 to 8213 and encodes 2532 amino acids. Lineage: Eukaryota; Metazoa; Chordata; Actinopteri; Spariformes; Sparidae. Gene Ontology annotation, cellular component: nucleus. The record is from RefSeq and is a predicted model, not a curated record.